UAUAAUACGUGUCUAAUGCGCGUUCUUGUGUUAUUGCGUAUAUAAAGUCUUAACGGGAUGAGCCGUAGAUGAAGAGCUAAAACUGAUAUUUAUUUCAUGAGGAAAAUGAAGGGUGAGUUCUUUACAUUGGUGGCAAUAAUGUCUCUACUCUUAGCCUUCUCGUUUGUCCAUGGAGGAGGAGAGUCUGAAACACCUGCUAAUGCAGCCGCCACCCCAAGUAGUCCAACCGGAGGAUCCAGCAGCUCAAGCGGUUCGGCUCAUGGACCUAAUUGGGGAUAUAGUUGGGGAUGGGGUUCAACCCCAGGAGGUGGUUAUGGCUAUGGUUCGGGUUCUGGUUCCUCACCAGAAGGAGGAGGCAAAGGGGGUGGAUUCGGGUUUGGUUCGGGUUCGGGGUCAGGAACUGGAUUUGGGUCUGGUUCCGGAGGAGGAGGAGCCACAGACGGUGGUUCUGGCCAUGGAAGUGGAACCGGGCACGCAGGUGAAGGUAGUGGCUCAGGCGAUGGAAAUGGUGGAGGAUCACCAGGUCGGAGAGAGAGGAGCCAACACCGCUAAUAUGAGCGUUCUUGUUAUAUUACCUUAACAGAAUCAUACAUGCAUAAGAUGAUAAGACUAAAGAAGGAACAAAGAGAAAAUACUAUAUUGGCAGCUUAAUUAAUGCAUAAAUAAGGAUCAAAAGAAUAAGUAGCUGGGCUUUAAUUACCGCUGUCCUUUGUAUUAUAGUUAAACCUAUAAUAUAUAUAUUGUGUUCUUGCGCCAAACCUGCAUGCUCAAAUUUAAUACUUAAAGAUGAUGAUCAUAUUACAAACAGUGAGUAUGAAGUGUGGCUUUUAAAGUGUG
Camelina sativa (false flax) is the source of this 837-nucleotide messenger RNA. RefSeq lists its product as uncharacterized. Lineage: Eukaryota; Viridiplantae; Streptophyta; Magnoliopsida; Brassicales; Brassicaceae. The record is from RefSeq and is a predicted model, not a curated record.